AUGUUGCCUGGAUGGACUACUAAAGGAAAUUAUGCAUGUCCGAGCUAUAACCAUGAUGUAAGACCUCAUUACUUAGAUCACAGUGGAAAGAAUUGUUAUAUGGACCAUCGAAGGCUUCUUGAUAUGGGCCAUCCUUGGCAGAACGAUAAAAAAUCAUUUAGUGGAGAAGUGGAGGAUAGAGUUGCACCUUCUCCUUUAUGGGGUACUGAUCUGCUAAAUGAAUUGAAAGACUUUGUAAAUGAUUUUGGAAAGAGAAAAAAAGGACUUAGUAAAGGUAAAUGGAAAAAGAAGUAUGUAUUCCUGGAAAUGCAAUAUUGGGAUAAUAUUAAAUAUCGUCACAAUCUUGAUGUCAUGCAUAUUGAGAAGAAUUUCUUUGAUAAUAUCAUCAACACACUCUUGGACGUUCCAGGAAAGACAAAGGACCACAUUAAGGCACGUCUCGAUUUGAUGGAUCUUAACAUAAAACCACAUCUCCACCCUUUUCCUUCAGAAGAUGGUAAGCGCUUGUUAGUGCCUCCAGCACCUUUUACAAUGGGUAAUGUAGAAAAGGAUUUAUUUCUUAAAGUUUUUAAGGACGCAAAGCUCCCUCAUGGUUAUGCAUCGAAUAUAACAAGAUGUGUACAAGUUAAAGAACGAAGGUUUACUGGUUACAAAAGCCAUGAUGCGCAUGUCUUGCUACAUCACUUGCUGCAACUUGCUGUCCGAAAGACAUUGCCGAAAAGUGUUGAUGUACCUUUAAUUAGACUGGGAAACUUCUUUCGUGGCAUAUGUAGCAAGAUUCUUGGCCUCAAAGAGUUCGACAAGUUGGCAUCUGAAGUUGUUGAAAUACUUUGUCAAUUCGAAAUGAUAUUCCCUCCUGCCUUCUUUGAUGUUAUGGUUCAUUUGCCUAGUCAUUUAGUUGAUAAAACUAAAUAUAGUGGACCGGUGGAGUAUCGCUGGAUGUACUUUGUUGAGAGAGAACAUCAACAAUUAGUAAAUAGCCAUAGGCGAAAGCGUAGAUGGGAUGAUGCUCAAAGUCAUAGCAACAAUUUUAUUGAUUUGUUCCAAGAAAAGGUUCAAAGAGAACAAGUUGAUGGCCAAUUGUUUUGGUUGGCUAAGGUUCCUAACACUAAGGCUAGGAGGUACAUGGGAUAUUUUGUGAAUGGUUAUAGGUUUUGCACAAAGGGGUGUGAUUCAAGUAUAAAGACUCAAAAUAGUGGAGUCACUUUAAUAGCCACGACUUCAAGUUUUGCUAGUUCAAGGGAUCGAAAUCUCAUGGAUGGAGACGUUACCUACUAUGGUGUAAUACAAGAAAUUAUUGAGUUGGAUUUUUGGUCUCAAUUUAGUGUCGUGUUAUUUAAGUGUCAAUGGUUUCUUACAAAUGUUGAUGAGUUUGGGCUUACAUUUGUCAAUUUCAAAAAGAAAUGUUCUCAAAGUGAUCCUUUUGUGUUAGCUUCACAAGUUCAUCAGGUUUUUUAUGUACAAGAUCCACAAGAACAUGAUAUUCACUAUGUCAUGCAACGGGUCCAAGAGACUUAUUCGACUUCGAGGAAACAAUGA
Beta vulgaris subsp. vulgaris (sugar beet) is the source of this 1539-nucleotide messenger RNA. RefSeq lists its product as uncharacterized. The transcript has 2 exons. NCBI's taxonomy places the organism in Eukaryota, Viridiplantae, Streptophyta, Magnoliopsida, Caryophyllales, Amaranthaceae. Bases 1 to 1539 code for a protein of 512 amino acids. The record is from RefSeq and is a predicted model, not a curated record.